Molecule: messenger RNA, 2933 nt
Organism: Mus pahari (shrew mouse)
Lineage: Eukaryota; Metazoa; Chordata; Mammalia; Rodentia; Muridae
Gene: S100pbp
Product: S100P binding protein
Exons: 7
Coding region: 292-1482 (396 amino acids)
Cellular component (GO): cytosol; nucleus
Molecular function (GO): calcium-dependent protein binding
Source: RefSeq, a predicted model, not a curated record
GGAGGUGAAGAGCGGGCGGGACGUAAGGGUCGGCGCCCGUGGUCUAGGCGAGGGGUCGGGGGGUUGGGGAGGGGCGCCUGUUGCUUCUCCACAGGGCCGCGUUCAUCGUCUGCCCCCGUGAGGAGUAGGGAAGCUCGUCUCGCUGAGGGAAGGGCUGCUUCCCGCGCCAGAGGAAGGUGGGAGUCAAUCACUUUGACAAGUCUCCUGGAAGGAACAGCCAGCAGGAGUUGAAACCUUUUCCCAUUUGAUCUCGUGGCAAAGGCAGAGAUUGCUCCAGCAGCUCCACACAAUAUGACGUGUUCACUCUUGCCCUCUGAACAGUCUUCUGGUACCUCUUUUCUGCCUAAAGACAAUGCCUCGUUUUCUUGGGGUUCCUCGGAUGAAGAUGAAUUGGAUGACUCCUUGUUGGAGUUUUCUGAUGGAGAAGAAGAUGAUGGCCAUUUCAGUUUCACAGAGGAAGAGAUUGAGAUGCUCUUGAAGGACGAUGAUGGUGGGCAUAAUGAGUAUAGACCAAGAAAGAGUCAAAUUCUACCUGAUACUCCUCAAGAAAAUUCUUUGUACAGCUUGGGACCAGCAGCUGAGACCCCUGGCUUCCUAAAACUACCUCAACUAAGUACAUCAGUUGGUCAUGGACCAACUCCUAGUCAAUCACUAAACAGACACUUUGUACUUGAAAAGAAUCUUAUAAAAGUAACUGUUGUUGCACCGUUUAAUCCAACAGUUUGUGAUCCUGUGCUUGAUAAAGACAAGAUCGAUUCCUCCAAAGAACCGGAAAACCCCGCCUCCCUUCGGGAACAGACGAGAAAAGAUGAUCUUCAUCCUAAUGAGAGUAAACGUUGCACUGAACCUGAAGGGGUCAGUCCCAGUAACUCUGCUUGGGAUGGGCCCCUGCUUUCUUCUCCUUCAAACAAUAACAUCGAACAAACUGCCUCUGAUAAAAAUAUACCUGAAAGUAAGAAACCUACCCCUGUGUUCUCUCAGAUCCCCAACCAUUCAGAGAUACCCAACAGGAAAAGUAGUGGAUCACAUAAAUCAGGUGGUGAAGUGAGGAUUCCAGUUGUGUCCAGUUCAUCAAACAGACAUGCCUUUGACAAGGAUUCUGGGGAGGCGAAAGGUGAGAGAAGACUAGGCAAAGUCAUUCCUGUUCUACAAACCAGAACCAGGAUGUUUUCACAAUCAGAUCUAGAAAAACAGAAGGACAUUUAUCUCAGCAAAGUCAUUGCUCAUAUAGAAGAUCCAGGGGACUCUAACCAAGGUACCUUGGGAGAGCUCGAUGCCCUGAUGGAUCAAGUUCAUAUGCAGCACCCAGACUGGCAGCAUCCUUCGGAUCUUACCACACGAAACUACGCCCGAUUCCGACAGAGGCCUCUGCAGAGGUACAGUCUGAGUCAGUGGGUUGACAGAAACAAACGGAGCCACCAUCGGUUCCAGCGUCUCCCAGACUUCUCCUACAGUCCAUAUGUCUCAUCCCAUCAACAGUGACAGUUCCUGCCGAGGGUCCCCUCCAGAGCAGCAUCGUAUUUUCCUCUGCUAUUUUUGUUUGUAUAUUUUGUGUUUUAUUUUUCACAGGAUUUUUAUUUAAAGAAUUUGUCACCUUUUGGAAAUGCCCAUUACUGUCUUGAAUUUUUUUUUUUUUUUUUUAAAUGAGAGCCACCUCCUGCCCCUGGUUUGUAUGUCUGUCUGUUGUAUAUGUUUCAGCAAUGUUAAGUAGUGUUUUUCUGUUUGUUCAUUGUUGUUGUUGUUGUUGUUGCUGUUUUUAAAUUUUAAAUGAAGGUAAUUCUCUUUUGAAGGCCUGUAUUAAGUCAGAACAUCCAGGCUUUGAGUAAAAUACCAGCUGUAAGCACAGGCAAAGUCUAUUUGUACUACCCGAAAGAAAUACCUUUCAGUCUACCGUAAGGAAGAGGUUGUUUUGCAAGCUAAGAGCUGGUGUUAUUAUUGUUGACUUGUGAAUAGAUAGAAGUCACUUUUAACGACCCCUCGUUAAAAGUACAUUUGAAAUAGGAUAGAGAAGGAGAAAAGUCCUGUUGAAAGGCUAGAUUAAACAUGUAAAUCCUCUCCUUUCUGUACCUAUUCACUGCCUUUUUAAAAAAUUAUUAUUAGUGGCUUUUUUCACUUUCUGUUAGAUAUAUUUUGUUCAUAAUGUUUGAAAUCUUACACAUCUUAACUGACAGAAGACAGCUGAAUUGUUCAAUACUCUGUGGUCUUGUGACUGGUUGGUUUCUUUUCCUUUUCCCACUCCCAGUGACUAGUUAGUCCUGAAGCUUUACAGUAAGUGUUCUUAUAUCCUGUUAGACUUAGGCAUGCCUUUCAGGGUGCCCUCUGUCUGCUGAAGAAAUAUUACCAGAAUGUUGACUUGUUAGGCCAGCACAAUUGAGAUGUCUAGGACUCUUCAGUUUCUUCUGCAGAGCCCCAAGUUUAUGUGUUGCUGCUAUUCAAGGAACCUUCUUCCUAUGAGAUCCUUUGGAGAGUCACUGUUCUGCCUCUCCUGUUGGUUACAGGUACCCUUACACCCUGGAUGUUAGCGUUGUCGUUGUGACAUUGGUCCAUUGUUUCACGUUAGUGCUUGAGCAUCUAGGGAAAGUACAUUUGAGCCCAUGUACCACAACACCACCAUGUACCGUAUCACCUGCUCUUAAGUAAGGUGUGGUGCUCCAACCAAAGCGCUAGGCUCUGUGUACUGUCUUCAUGGUUGUCCUAGAAGAUCUGUAUUUCUUACAGGCAGCUCUAGAGAUCAUUCUGAGAGGGUUUACAAUAUGACACUCAUGCUGCUGCAGUCACUGUGGAGGUGAUUCAUAGUUGCCUAGCCUCUGUCUCAUAUGUGGCUAACCCACCCUGAAUAGUCUACUCUGCUUCAGAAAAAUGAUCUUUUUGUUCUGUUUUUUGUUUUGUUUUGUUUUGUUUUUGCUUUUUUAAAUAAAGAUUUAUUUAUUAUA